ACACGUCAAGGACUAGCAGCCCACCAGCUCUGUUAUCCAGUGCUACACAUGCUUUUGAUCGAAAACAGACCGGCUGCCGACCACCUGCGACAAGAUGUACCACUCUGACCACGGUGUCGACUUCCCCGACCUCUCCUUCCACGUCCCUGGCAGCCCUGCAGAGCUGGGCCCAGCGAACAGAGUGUGAACUCAACCGUCAGCACACCGCGCUUCUACCUUCCUCUUUAGCCGCACAGGGCCUCCCUCAGCCACUGUAGCUCCAGUCCCGCCUCUCCCUCCUCUUGAACGAUGGACAGCCCUCCUAAACUGUCUGGUGAGACCCUGAUCGUGCAUCACAUUCCCCUGGUGCACUGUCAGGUGUCAGGGGGGCGGCAGGGUGGCUGUGGGGGCUCGCUGAAGAGGAGCAACCCGUUCAGCCCGCCGGAGAACCUGGGCUUGAGUCGCACCACUUCCCUUCCUGAGAGAGACGUCCUCCAGAGAGAGGCUCUGCUCUACAGCAGCCUGAUCCAGACCUCCAGUGGCUCCUGGGCCUCCCACAACGGAGGAAGGGAAAGAAAUUGCGUCGGGAAAGGAGGCAGCACAGCGAGUGAUGACUCAUCCUUUACUUCGAGCAAUUCAGAGGACCAGCUGAUCACAGCUCACACGUUACCCAGAGUCAAACCGAGGAACAGGAACCCGUUGCGCCAUAAUCCGUUCCUGCUGAAUACUGAAGACGACGAAGAGGAAGAGGAGGAGGAGGAUGACGGUGACAACCUCAGCGGUUACCAUGAAGACUCCUCUUUUCACCUCCACAGUGACACUAACUCCGCCCUCGAUGACGGCAUGGCUCCUUUCCGCUUACAUGACCUCGGCUUUGCCGCUGAGCCCUUUCUUUUGCACAGCUCGGUGGGAAGGAGCAGCCGGGAGUCCCUGAGGGGCGUGGCUUCUGAUCUCUCCACCCACCUGGAAGAACUGGACAUCUUAGCUCUGGACAGCCAGCGCCGCCAUGGAAGCAGUGGUUCCAACAUGUCCAUGGAUUGUGGAGAGCACGACUGGGGCGACGAUGAUGAAGAUGAAGAUCAUCCUAUGCGGUGUGGGCGGAGCAGUAAGACAGGCUCCUACUCGUCAUGCUCCUCCACCCAGCACUGCUCCUGCUGCACGCUAUCCCAGAACUACCCCCCGCACUUCCCUGAAGCUUUCUCGGAGCCUUUCUCUGAGUGCCAGCAAGGCUACGGCAGCGACUCCUCUUGCAACAGCUCGGACGGCGUGCUCGUCAACUUCAGCGCCAUUUACAACAAGAUGAACAACGGCGUACCGGAGAAGCCGCCGGUCUCUGGACACACCAACCUCAACAGCUCCACUGACCACUCCUGCACCUCGUCUGUUUCUGAUCCACCGGGAAACCAGCGAGACUCAACCGGAGGGGCUUUCUAUUUAGACCUUCACACCUCGCCGACUGAACCUCCCCUGUCACAGCAACAACCCGCUUGUCUUAGCAACGCCUUCCCUCUCAUCCGUGAAUCACACCUGUCCACCUCCUCCACCUGCUCUUGCUCCGUGGAGCACCUUGGCGCUCUCGACCUGGACGCCAACUGCAACGCCUACCACCCUCCACAUUCCGGGUCAUCCGGAGACCUUGCGUCCUGUCUGCAGAGCCAGGCCCGCCUGGUCGUCGCCACGCAGAACUACUACAAGCUGGUCACCUGCGACCUUUCGUCCCAGUCGUCCCCGAGUCCCGCAGGCUCCUCCGUCAACAGCUGCUCCGAUGAGCACAGCAAAGGCAGCCCCACCCCGACUCAGCCCAGCGAGUACUUCCUGUUCAGACAGCGAGCUGAUGAGGCGGGCGUGGAGGAAGAGGAAGAAGAUGGAGAGUCAUAUAGGGUGAGUGGAGAAGGGGAACCUCAUUGGGGCGGAUAUGAUGAUGAUAAUGAUGAUGAUGAUGUUGGAGAGGACGAGGAGGAGGAGGAGAAGAAGGAGAACCAACAGGCAGCUGCUGGGGCUGAAGCUGCUGCUGUGAUUGAGGGCCAGGUGUACGUCAACAUCUCCCCGCCUGUGGCUGGCCGGGGUGUUAUCGGAGGCGGAGCCUCUUCAGGAAGUCGCCCCCGUUCUCGCAGCUAUGACCGCAACCUGGACAAGUCUCCGUCUCCUCGGCUCGGAUCCCUGGAGCGCAUGUUGAGCUGCCCUGUCCGUCUCAGCGACGGCGCCGCCCCAACCCCUCCUCCUCCUCCACGGGUGACCUCCUUCGCAGAGAUCGCCAGAAGUAAGAGGAAAAACGGAGGUACGGGGGGGUCGCCGUCGCUGAAGGCAGCUGCAGACCCUUUCUCCUCCACUUACUCCACCCACUCCCACUCCUCAGUGGAUUUCUCUCCGAUCCUGGAGCAGCGCGUGGAGGUUGACAGUCAAAGCCUGUCACCUGUGCCCUUUACCAGAUGUUACAGCCAAGGCAGCAUCGAGCGACACCUGGAGGGGGGGAGGGAGACCCGGGCCAAGGCUGAAGGUGGUCUCUCCAGCUCCUCAGACAGCCGGCCAGCGGUGGUCCGCUACAGCAGGGACCAGAGGCCCACCACUCUGCCCAUCCAGCCCUUCACCUUCCACCACCAGUUCGCCUCCAAACCCCCACAACCCAAGCCUCUGCUACCCCUGCUCACGGGCUACGUGUCUGGGAUGCAAGCCCGCUCCAGUUCCGGUCCUGGCUCUGGAGGUCCAGUGGGGGAGGAUGGUGAAGAUGCAGCUGAAAAUGUGCACAGGUACGAGGGGGCUCUGGUCGGGGCAGCCCCUCCUCCUGGAUCAGUUCGUCCCUCGCCUCUUGGGAGCUACUCCCCAGUUCGUCUCCAGGGGGCUCCCAGCUCUGGGACCUGCUCCACCUGCACCCCCAGCCCUCAGCGGGCACACAGCCUGUCCUGCCCACUGUCAGCAGGCCUAGCCCCCCUGCACACCCCACCAACAGUAAAACAGGGAGCAGGUUCAGCUCCGUUACCACCAACCCCUCCACCUCCAUCCCUGGGCAUGAAGAGAGGGGCGGUGCCGCAGAUGCUGCCGCCGGUGCAGGGACACUGUUUCCCCCGCGGAGCUCUGCCCAGUUUACCAGCACUCCACAGUGACACACAGAGUCCGCUGGGCUGUCUGGACUCUGGAAAGCAAGGGGAGGGAAGCAAAGGCCCUGGAGCCAGGGCACAUAAUGCACACCACCUCUCUCCUCAGGCCCUCAAAUGGAGGGAGUACCGUCGACGAAACCCACUGGGGGUGGAGAGGGUGUCCGGCGGCCACUCUGGCGUAGGAUCAGGCGUCCUGUCUGCUAACAUAGAACCCCAAAGGGGCGGAGGAACACGACCUGCAAGACGCAACGUGUUCGAUUUCCCCUCAGCGCCCUCUAGCCACAUGCUGGGACGGCUCAAUGUGGGCCAGUCAGCUAAGCUGCAGCAGAGCUACAAUGAUUUCCUGCCGGACUACUUCUCCCUGACCGAGAAGCCGCCGGACGAGUUCUGCCUCUCCCCCGACGCCUCGUCCUCCUCCUCCUCCUGCUCUUCCUCACAGUCCCAAAUCUCUGUGGACCUGACUCAGAAGAGAGGUUUGGUGAAAGCCGUGAACACGGCGGUGGAUCUGAUUGUGGCGCACUUCGGCACCAGUCGAGACCCAGACGUAAAGGCUAAGCUGGGGAACAGCUGGGUGAGUCCCAAUGUGGGUCACCUCAUCCUGAAGUACCUGUGCCCGGCCCUGCAUGAGGUGCUGCAGGACGGUCUGAAGGCCUACGUGCUGGACCUGAUCAUCGGACAGCGGCGUUGUCAGCCCUGGAGCCUCGUGGAGGCGUCCACACAGCUGGGCCCGUCCACACGUGUCCUCCACAGUUUGUUCUCAAAGGUGAGCCAGUACUCGGAGCUCACCAGCCACAGCAUGAGACUGAACGCCUUCAUCUUCGGCCUGCUCAACCUGAAAUCUUUGGAAUUCUGGUUCAAUCACCUGUACACACAUGAAGAUAUUAUAGCAGCACACUACAACCCGUGGGGUUUCCUUCCCCUGUCGCAGGGGGCGUGCCAGCCUCUCUUUGAGGAGCUCCUCCUCCUGCUGCAGCCGCUGUCCCUCCUCCCCUUCGACCUGGACCUGCUGUUUGAGCCGCACCUCCUCCAGAAGGGCCAGGAGCACAUGCGUCGCAAGGAGCAGCUGUGCUCCGCGGGCCAGAGUGUCGACCAGUCGGCUCGCUCCACAUUCCAGCUCAUGAGAGGAUGGAGCACCACCGUGAGCGAAAUGGUGCGGGACUCGAGCGCCGAGGUGAAAAAGGAGAGGGCGGGGCUGAGAAGAGAGGGAACGUGGCCGAGGAUGGAAGGAGCCAAGUCGAGAAGAGAGGGAGCAGGAGUAAGAUCAGGGAUGAAGAAGGAGGGGGGAACGACUGAAAGCAUGACAGCCGGGUCUGUUAGCAGACAGACAAUGACGGAAGUAGGGUUUGCCAAUCUUUGGAAGGACAGGGCGAUGAUGGGUGAGCAGAGAGUGAAAGGUGUAGGGCAGGAGAGCCAGGAAGAAGGUGAGGAUGGACAAGAGAAGGACAGGAGGAAGAAAAAAGACAGGGAUCUGGCUGAUGAGGGGCGUCAGCGGCAAGAAAGACAGGCUGGCUGGUGGUACCAGCUCAUGCAGUCCUCCCAGGUCUACAUCGACCAAUCCACAGAGGGGUCAAAGUUCGUUAAGACCGAGAAGAGGAAGAAAUCCUCAGAGAGACGACACGGUCAACUACCGCCCACCAGAGAGGGAGUGGUGGAGGGGGCAGAGUCAAGCCAAGAAGGGGAGGGCUACAGAAGCAGGAAAGGCACCAGUAGCUCCAGCGAGGAGUCAGCUGGGUCCAGGGGAAAACCCUCAUGGAUGGGCAGCCCACCAGAGUCUGUUCUCAACCAGGAGAAAGAGACAAAACCUCUGGAGGUUGCAGGGACCGGAGCCCAAGCGGCAGCCCAGGAGGAGAGCCCCUCACACGGACAGAAUUUGCGUUGGGGCAGGCUCUUUGGAUCUAGUGUUGGUUCUCCUUCCAGGGCGGAGGGAGCUGAACAGAAGGCAAAAGGUCAAAAGAGCAGACCCCCCUCAGGCUGGCUUGGUCUGGACAGGUCUGUUCUUGACCUUGUAGCUCAGACUAUUGGAGGUGGGAGCGGGAAGAAGCCAGAGCCUCCGGCCGCUCUCACUCACACCCAAAACCCACCAAUGUCGACCCAACCAACUGAAGCCAAACAACGGUCUCCAUGUGAAGUACGAGCGCUGUGUCACCACAUAGCCACCGAGCCGGGCCAGCUGAGCUUCAACAAGGGCGACGUCCUGCGGGUCGUGAGCAAGGCCGAUCCGGAUUGGCUGCUGUGCUCCCUCGGCUCCACUCGGGGCUUAGUUCCCAUCAUCUAUGUCACCCUCAACAGCAUGGAGGACAGCCAGGACGCCGCCGGACUCGGGCAGUGCUGAACCGAAGCUGCCAACAAGUGGAGAUAAAGAUGAAGGUGACACCUACCUGCUGAAAACAAAAAUCUGUUUUACUUGGCUGCUGUUUAAGUGGGAGGACUGUACGUUGAGGAAGUACUCCUGAAAAAUAAACACUGUAGAAAAUAUGAAGAUUAUGUAGACAAUGUACAGACACAUGCAAGGGAAGCAUGCAGGCUUAAACACAAACUCACAUCUGCUUCAAGGGUACAUCCAGACGAGUAUGCAUGCAUACAUCUGAAACAACCAAAAGACCAGACGAGAAACAAACCCAAAGACUCUCAAACACACACUUCUUUCUCUGCGUGAAGCUGUGCCACUCGCUUAACUAUGUGACUGUCCAGUGUGUACGACAUCCAUCUCUGCUCUCAGCAAAAACAAGGACGGGCUACGCACACACACACACACACACACACACACACACACACACACACGAGGGCCAUCUGUACCAUAUGAUAUUCUGUAUGCCAUGCCUAGCUGCACUUUGCCGUGCUGUCUCUUCACCCAGCUGUGCCACACUCUGCUCAGUUGUACCUCCCAGGUUGGUUUGAUGUCCUGUCGCUUACUUAGUGCCGCCUGAUCUUUUUGACUCCUUGCUCUUUUGGUAAGAUUUAAGGUGGUAGAUGUAAAGGCAAAAAAAAAAAAAAAAUUCUUGUUCCACCUCUGCUCCAACUGCACAGGUGUGAUGAUUAUUAUCAUUAUUAUUAUUAUUAUUACAAUAGAGUAGAAAACCACACUGGAGUUUGUUUAGACGGCUGUUCAACCCAAGUGAAAAGGAAACAUAAGAAAGCAAGUUUGAAUCUUUUUCCGUUCCCCAUCCGUCUUAUUUGAUGACCGCUCAUCACAGCCUGUGUCUGCGGAGAGGAAGGGAUGGAUGCACUGAUGAGCAAACAAACUGACAAAUAGCCUUUUGUUCUUCCUCUCUUGCUCACAGCUGGGACGAAAUCAGAGGCUGACUUUGUUUAAGUGCAUGUAACCUUGCAAAAAAAAAAAGAAAAAAGAAAAAAAAAGUUGUCUUUUUCACCUGUAUUUCCCGCCACAUCCUGCACCUCGGCCCCUCCCCCCCUCACCCUCACCCUCCCCCUCCCCUUUAACCUCUCAUCACGGCUUGAGAGAAGCACACGAUCAAGUCUGAGCUGUACAUGUGCAUUUGAUCUAUUGGUCCGUGCUGUAAAUGCAUACGACUUACACACGUGUUGUACGAGUUGUAUUCAUUUACUGACCCGUUCCAGUCGCAUCCGGACGGACGGUUGCAGGAGACGAGGGAAGGAUGUCCAGUGAAAGCAAAAACGUAGCUGUGGAGAUGUCUUUUUUUUUUUUUUUUGAAUGUGUUGGGGAUUUGCUUCGAUUCUUCUUCAAAAUUAUUACUAAUUAGUUCAAUGUUUUGCAUUUAGAACGGGGUCAGAUAACGAUCGUAUCUAUGCCUUAAAGCACUUGAGGGAGGAAAAAAAAACAAGGAGCGAGCUGCCCUGUUGGACACUUACCUAAUAUUUGCCCUGACAUUAUAGUAUAUUUUCUAUACGCUAUGAUGUGUCCCCCCCCCCAGGUUUAUGUCUACAGACGAGUAUAGUGAAGAAAUAGAGAUCUAUGGUGAUAUUUUUUUGAUGUUUAAAGGGAAACCCCGACACAUUUUAUGAUGGUGGCUUUUAUGGGCAUUCCUGUGCUAGUGCGUACACGCUGCCUGUCAUGGUGUAAAAAUGUGGCCUUAGGUUCAAAAUGAGUCGACACAGAAUUAAAAUUACAGCUAUAUACAGAAUACCUGGAUAGAUGUCGAGUGUAUACAGACGCCCAAUCCAAAUAUUACACAUUAUAAGAUGGUAAAAAGUCAAUGUACAUUUAUUAAAUAAAUGAAUGCUUGUGUAGUUUUUGAAAAACUUACAUAGGAUAUAAUUUUAUCAUUUUGAUUUUUUCUUUUUGUUUUGUUGCAUUGUAUUGUACAGUUUUUAUUUGUAUGUAUGAUUUUUAACAUUGAAUUUCACCAAAAUGAUUAAUAUUUCCUUCCUCAUUGAACUGUACAUAUAUUUAAAUCCUUCAAUGAUUAAUUUCUGCCAUAGAUCUAUAUGUGUAAAUGUUAAUAAUACAUUUUAUGUUCAAUACAGGAAGCAAGAAUAAGCUUUAGUUUCAGUGCUAACAAUCUGCUGACUAUAAUACAAGUUGCCCGUGGUAGUGGAAGCUAUGAUUUUCAGUCCUCCAGGCAGUUUGGUGUUCAUUGGCCUCCUGUUGAGAGUUCACACGGGACAGAACGAAACAAACACAUAGUAGUGAUGAAACCAGAGAGACGAGGAGGCUCAGGGGAAAGAGGCAAAGACAGAGUCGCUUUUGAUGAGGUGAAAUGUGCUUUGAAAUGUGUAGGAGUGACAUAAAAGAGAGAAAGAUGUGUUUUCUCUCUGCUUUCUCUCUCUCUCCCCGGCUGCCUCCUUCUGCCUGUAAAUACCUUCAGCAUCAGUGACACUGCUCUUCUCUCUGUGUCCAGACUAUAUGAUGUGUACGUAUGACAUUAUCAAACUACUAUGGAUGUUAAAUAACAAAGUGCUCAUGUGAUCACAAACUUAAAUGGCUCCUGUGUCUUUUGUUUGUUUGUUUAUCUGUUUGUUUAUCAUCAUGCUGGAUUGUACCAAAAAUUGCUCAUUUACAUCAGUAGUCCCCGGGCAGCUAGCAUAAAACAAAAAAAACAUUACAAGUCACAAUACACUAAUACAAAUAUAAAAAGACAAAUGCAUUUUGCUGCAUACUGAUUUGUGAUGUCAGUGCAAUGUUUGAGAUAUGUUUUGAAGGUGGGAAAUGUAGGACACUCCCGUACCGGCU
Seriola dumerili (greater amberjack) is the source of this 8226-nucleotide messenger RNA. It is a transcript of the gene rusc2, whose product is annotated as RUN and SH3 domain containing 2. The transcript is spliced from 13 exons. The coding region runs from base 289 to 5406 and encodes 1705 amino acids. Lineage: Eukaryota; Metazoa; Chordata; Actinopteri; Carangiformes; Carangidae. Gene Ontology annotation, cellular component: cytoplasmic vesicle. The record is from RefSeq and is a predicted model, not a curated record. Gene Ontology annotation, molecular function: protein binding.